AUGGCCUCUCGCAGCGCGGGCACCCUCCUGACGGAGUUCAAUGCCGCCUACGUGCCCCCUAGCCUCAUGCCCGGGAUGAAGCUGGUCUUCUCUCUCACCAAUCAGUGUGGUCAGCGGAGACCAGAGUCGGAGAAGCACCCUGCACAGCAGGAGCAGGUGCAGUCAGCGCAGCAGCAUCGGGAGCACAUUCACGACAAGACUGGCACAGUGCCCCGCGUCCCCUACUUCGUGCUGCCCGUGAAAGAGUGGGACCGGUACCCCAUCCCCACCGACCUGCCUCCUCUGAGCCUGAAGGACAAGUGGCACCUUUUAAGGGUGUCCCCCAAGAACCUGAAGACCUACCAGACGUUCCCAUCGGGCAAGAGGGUCUCCACACAUGAGCGACAGAGGAGAGACUGCUACUUUGAGUUCAGAGCAUGAGACCAGGUGCGAUACCUGAGAGCCGGCGCCUGGGCCAGGUUGGA
Messenger RNA from Echinops telfairi (small Madagascar hedgehog), 464 nucleotides. It is a transcript of the gene CIMIP2C, whose product is annotated as family with sequence similarity 166 member C. The record is from RefSeq and is a predicted model, not a curated record. The transcript has 4 exons. Lineage: Eukaryota; Metazoa; Chordata; Mammalia; Afrosoricida; Tenrecidae. The coding region runs from base 1 to 420 and encodes 139 amino acids.